Molecule: messenger RNA, 2147 nt
Organism: Alosa alosa (allis shad)
Lineage: Eukaryota; Metazoa; Chordata; Actinopteri; Clupeiformes; Clupeidae
Gene: nsun6
Product: NOP2/Sun RNA methyltransferase 6
Exons: 12
Coding region: 359-2050 (563 amino acids)
Biological process (GO): RNA methylation
Molecular function (GO): RNA binding; methyltransferase activity
Source: RefSeq, a predicted model, not a curated record
CCAACAGAAGAAGAAGCCAUUUCGGAAUGCUCCUUCAGAUCGAACGUUACCUUCCUAUAAAACAUCAUUUGGAACGUAGACUACUUAGUGCGCUCACGAGAGGGAGAGGUGACCGCUCCAGGGGUGGACAUGUCAUUCCCUAUUUGAAAUUAGAAAGUUAUAAGGAAAUCAUAAAGGCAACAAGGACAAGGAGGUGGUGGAUGCUCUCAUUUACAAGUUCAGCGCUAGACGUUGGCUCAGCUGUAGCAUUGCUUUGGCCAGCCGUGUUGAAGUCGUUCACCCUGCUCCCCGCCAUCCUGGAGACUGAGAGGCUACUCUGUGAGCAGGGGGUUUGAGGGAGGCUUCUUUCGCAUGCAGGAUGCUGGUUUUUCCUCCUGUUGCUUUAAAACCCGACGUCAGGGAUCACCUCAGGAAUACUUUCACAAAUGAAGAGCUGGUAUCUGAGGUGGGUGAGGAGGUUGCUGAUCGGGAGUUUGAGGCUCUGCUGUCUUCGCUGUCUCAUCCCCCGUCCUUCACCUGCGUGCGAGUGAACACUCACCUGGCCCCACAGCAGCAAAUCCAACACGCACUGCAGCAAGAGCUCACAGGGCAGCAACUGUGUGGUUGUCAUGGCGAGGAUGCGUCACUUGUGCCUCUGCCACAUCCACAACUUCCAGAUGUCCUCCUGUUACCCAUCAUUGGACCCAGGUACACACACACACACACUUCCAGAUGUCCUCCUGUUACCCAUCAUUGGACCCAGGUACACACACACACUUCCAGAUGUCCUCCUGUUACCCAUCAUUGGACCCAGGUACACACACACACACACUUCCAGAUGUCCUCCUGUUACCCAUCAUUGGACCCAGGUACACACACACACACACACACUUCCAGAUGUUCUCCUGUUACCCAUCAUUGGACCCAGGUACACACACACACACUUCCAGAUGUCCUCCUGUUACCCAUCAUUGGACCCAGGCGUGUGUGUGUAUUGGACUCUGAGGUGGUGGUGGGUGCGCAGUGUGGAAGUUCUGUUCUGAGAGGGGCACAUGUCUUUGCUCCAGGGGUCUUGAGUGCUCCAAAGACUCUGCAGGUUGGUGAUAUGGUGUCUGUGUUUUCUGAUGUCGAGAACAAGUGCACCCGUGGAGCGAAAAGCUUUGAGGGACAGAAGGUGUUUCUGGGAAAUGGAGUUUGUGAGAUGAGUCGGUCUGAAGUGUUCUGCUCUAAAGGGCUAAUGAGGGGAGUGGCUGUGAGGAUGACCGAUCGUUUGUACAUCACUCCAUGUUUUGACAGAGUUCUGCCACAUCUAGUGUUUCUGCAGAACUUGCCCUCUGUGUUGGUGAGUCAUGUGUUGGGGCCGCGGUCGGGAGAGUGUGUGUUGGACAUGUGUGCUGCACCUGGAGGGAAAACCACACACAUCGCCACCCUGAUGAGGAACCAGGGAGUGGUAGUGGCGCUAGACAAGAUCCGGUCCAAAGUGGAGAAGCUCCGUGAAAAUGCAGCCAAUCAGCAACUGGACUGCAUCCAGGCCUUCUGCUGCAACAGCAUCCAGGCCGUUGCCACGGGGACCAGCCCCAGCCAGAAGAGCAUGUGGGAUGGAGCUAACGGCCCCCCGUUCCCCGAGGGGAGUUUUGACCGGGUGUUGUUAGACGCUCCCUGCAGUGGCCUCGGCCAGAGACCCAACAUGGCCGUCAGCAGCAGCCUGAAGGAGAUCCGAUCCUACCAGCCGCUACAGAGGAAGCUCUUCAACACGGCAGUGCAUCUGCUGAAGCGGGGUGGAGUGCUGGUGUACAGCACCUGUACUGUCACUCUGGCGGAGAAUGAGGAACAAGUGGCCUGGGCCCUCAGAACCUUUCCAUAUCUAACACUUCAGCCUCAGGAACCCAACCUCGGAGAGCAGGGCAUGCUGGGAGCUGGACUGUCACAUGACCAGAGACGGCUCCUCCAGCGAUUCCACCCACGGAUGAAUGAAGGCGGAGCCUCAGAUGGCCACGCCCCCAUGCCCUGCCUUGAUGAUGCAGACUCAGACACCAUUGGUUUCUUUAUUGCCAAAUUCUUUAAGAGCUGAUCCACGCAACACACUUGCCACACGCGUACAUAAAACAGACUGUCAUCAAUGAUGUGGCAACUAAGAAAGUGCAUUAAAAACUGGUGGUUGAUGGUCA